This is a messenger RNA of Talaromyces proteolyticus, 521 nucleotides long. RefSeq lists its product as uncharacterized. The record is from RefSeq and is a predicted model, not a curated record. The coding region runs from base 129 to 458 and encodes 109 amino acids. Lineage: Eukaryota; Fungi; Ascomycota; Eurotiomycetes; Eurotiales; Trichocomaceae. The transcript has a single exon.
UGAGCACAUGUUGGAAUCGGGUUUUAUUCCCUCUAUAUUUUAAAUUACCGAUAAGCAGGAACCAUUGAAGGGCGACCUUCACCUUGCUGGAGUUUGAUGGAUUUUUUACAUUAUGGUUAUGGUUAGGAAUGGGGCCCAGGAUAGCAGGGCUAGACGGAUUUAUUACAGGGUUGGGCAACCGACUGAAAAGAGAACAGCCGCGCAAGCUUGUAUAUGAGGAUACUAUUCUUAUUUUUAUUCUUGGACUAUGUCGAGAUUGUGCAAGCCGUACUCUCGAAUCUCGUCUUUGUUUUUUUUUUUCUUUCGCUCUUUACGUGUCAAUCUUUUGCUAUUGGCAAGUCUGUUCUAUAGCUUUUGUUUCAUAUCGUGUAUACAGCAUUGCAUAUGUCUUGUCGAUACUAUUUUACUUGUUCCUUGACUUGACGCAGACAAGCCAUCUUUAUUUAUUCAGUGCUUGAUUAGUCAUUUGAUAUACCAAUCUGGAUUACAUAUGUCAACUACUCGAGAUACAGUUCUAUGUC